Triticum turgidum subsp. durum (durum wheat) is the source of this 1536-nucleotide messenger RNA. The record is from the annotation of a GenBank genome assembly. Lineage: Eukaryota; Viridiplantae; Streptophyta; Magnoliopsida; Poales; Poaceae.
AUGGCCAUCUCGCUCAGCUUGGAGCUCCUCUCCCUAUCCCAACAAUGGCAGCUCCUCCUAGCACUCCUUCCGGCCAUCUCCCUCGUGUUCUUGACAAGGAGACUGAGCAACAAACGGCUCAGGCUACCGCCAGGCCCAACCCAGGCGCCGAUCCUGGGGAAUCUGCACCAGCUAGGCCAGCUGCCACACCGGAGCUUACGGGACCUGGCAUGGCGGCACGGGCCGGUGAUGCAGCUGCAGCUCGGCACGGUGCCGACGGUGGUGGUGUCGUCGGCUGAGGCGGCGCGGGAGGUGAUGAAGACGCAUGACGAGGAUUGUUGCACCCGGCCCGUGUCCCCGGGGAUGAAGCGGCUGUCCUACGGCCUCAAUAACGUCGGGUUCGCGCCCUAUGGCGCCUACUGGCAGGCGAUGCGCAAGUUCCUCAUGGUCGAACUCUUCGGCGUGCGGCACGCCAAGGCCACAUGGCACGCACGUCAGCACCAGGUGGAGAAGCUGAUGAGCACCUUGAGCGGCUUGGCCGGAGAGCCCGUGGCGCUCAAGGAGCACAUCUUCAGACUCGCCGACGGCAUCAUUGGCAUGAUGGGGUUUGGCGACAUGUACAACAGCGACAAGUUCCCACACCACAAGAACUUGGAGCACGUGCUCGAGGAGGCCACACACGCGCAGGCCAGCUUUCCCGCCGAGGACUACUUCCCCAACAUUAUCGGCCGCCUAGUCGACCGAAUCACCGGCCUCGCUGCUCGCCGCGAGCGGAUCUUCAAGCAGCUUGAUACCUUCUUUGAGAUCAUCAUUGAGCAGCAUCUUGACCCUCGGCGCGUCAAGCCUCACAAUGGCGACCUCGUUGACCGCCUCAUUGGCCUCUGGAAGGACAAAAGUGGCACCCUCAGCAUCACGAGAGACCACGUCAAGGGCAUCAUCUUUGGCACGUUCAUUGGUGGCUCGGACACGGCCUCGGUGACGAUCCUAUGGGCGAUGGCGGAGCUGAUCCGGAAGCCACGACUACUGAAGAAGGUGCAAAACGAGAUCAGGGGCGUGGUGGGCGGCAACGAGAGGGUGCGCCACGACGACCUGGCCAAUCUGGGCUACCUCAAGAUGGUGGUCAAGGAGACCCUACGGCUGCACCCGCCAGCGACGAUGUUGCUGCCGAGGGAGGCCAUGAGGGACAUCCAAAUUGGCGGCUAUGAUGUGCCGGCCAAGACACGGAUCUAUGUGAACGCAUGGGCCAUUGGCAGGGACCCGACAAGCUGGUCUGAUGACCCAGAGGAGUUUAAGCCAGAGAGGUUUGAGGCGAGCGAGAUAGACUUCAAGGGCGCACAUUUCGAGCUAACGCCAUUUGGCGCGGGGCGGCGGAUAUGCCCCGCCCUGUCUAUGAGCACCGCAACCGUGGAGUUCACGCUGGCCAACUUGUUGUACUGCUUUGAGUGGGCGCUCCCCGAGGGGACUGCAGUGAGCAUGGAGGAGGAAGGUAAGCUCACCCCCCUCCUCAAGACGCCACUCGUGCUGGUGCCCACCGCGUACCGGCGGCCGGCCAGCUGA